This is a messenger RNA of Ananas comosus (pineapple), 2270 nucleotides long. Its product is annotated as rop guanine nucleotide exchange factor 7-like. Gene Ontology annotation, molecular function: guanyl-nucleotide exchange factor activity. The coding region runs from base 445 to 2121 and encodes 558 amino acids. The transcript is spliced from 7 exons. Lineage: Eukaryota; Viridiplantae; Streptophyta; Magnoliopsida; Poales; Bromeliaceae. The record is from RefSeq and is a predicted model, not a curated record.
AAGAGAAAGGGAAAAAAAAUUAAAACCCCAACGGUCGUCCUUCCCUCUCCCUCUCCCUCUCCAACUUUUACAGGAAUCAUGUGUUUGGAGCGAACGAAGCAAGCGCACUUAAUCAUGGCCAUGGCCAACCUCUUCCUCAGAAACACCUACCACAAUUUAUAAUUGCAUUUUAGUCCCCACAUCCCCUUCACCUUCCUAAAAUGAUCUCCUUCUUAUGGACCAGCCCUGUUCCGACAAAGCAGAGGACCCCAACAAACUCUGUCUCCCAUUAACCCGCCACUUCAAACCCAUUUCGCUUUUGAGCUCUUCUGGGUCUCUAGAUCCCCCGAAGAAGCUCCGCCCCCAGAUGGGUUUGUUGUGAAAAAUCCAAUCUUGGUGAGAAAUUUAGGGAGGAGUUGUGUUGUUAGUGAGCGUCCUCUGUUCGGGGAAGCAGCGGGGAUUAGGAUGGAGAGAUUGGGAGAAGCCAUUGUUGGGGAAGGAGAUUGCUAUAGCGAUUCGACGGAGGAGGAGUGUCGCGGGAGCAGUUCGAGCUCGGAGAAUUCGUUGAGCGGAGACCUCCCGCAGAGGCUUCGUCGAUCGGAGGGGUCGGCGGAGCCGUCGGAGGAGUUGGGUUGGCCCAUGAAGAAGAAAAGCUCGAGCUCGGAUGCGGUGGAUGGGAAUGAGAAAAUCCAUGAGGAUGAUGCAGGAGUAGAGAAGCAGAAGCGAAAUGUUUCAGAAAUUGAGAUGAUGAAGGAGAGGUUCUCCAAAUUGCUACUUGGAGAGGACAUGUCGGGCUGCGGCAAGGGGGUGUGUACAGCAUUGGCCAUUUCAAAUGCUAUUACUAAUCUUUGUGCAACAAUAUUUGGGCAAUUGUGGAGGUUGGAGCCUCUUCCUCCCGAAAAAAAGUCAAUGUGGCAAAGAGAAAUGGAGUGGCUUAUUUGUGUUAGUGAUCACAUAGUCGAAUUUUUACCCACAUGGCAAACAUUUCCUGAUGGAAGCAAGCUUGAGGUCAUGACAUGCAGACCGCGAUCCGAUUUAUAUGCAAACCUGCCUGCCCUUCGGAAAUUAGACAACAUGCUCCUUGAUGUACUGGAUAGUUUCAAUGAACCAGAAUUCUGGUACGUUGAUCAAGGAAUUUCUGCACCGGAUUGCGAUGGUUCGGCCUCCUUUCGAAGAGCUUUUCAUCGCCGCGAUGAGAAGUGGUGGCUGCCAGUACCCCGGGUGCCGCCUGGGGGUCUCAGUGAGAGUACAAAGAAGCAAUUGCAGCACAAACGCGAGUGCACGAACCAGAUUUUGAAGGCUGCCAUGGCUAUAAAUAGCAAUGCUUUGGCGGAAAUUGAUGUUCCCGAGUCGUAUAUUGAGUCCUUACCAAAGAAUGGCAGAGCGAGCCUCGGUGACCUGAUAUACCGUUACAUCACUUCCGAUCAAUUCUUUCCCGAAUGCCUUCUCGAUUGCCUCGAUUUGUCCUCCGAACACCACGCUUUAGAAAUUGCCAAUCGUGUGGAGGCAUCGAUUUAUAUUUGGCGUCGGAGAACAACUAACAAGCCAAUGAACAACACGAGCCGAAGUAGUGCUAAAUCAUCUUGGGGCAUGGUGAAAGAUAUGAUCAUAGAUGCAGAGAAAAUUGAGUUGCUUGCCGAGAGAGCCGAGGGCCUCCUGCUUUGCUUGAAGCAAAGGUUCCCUGGGCUCACACAAACUACCUUGGAUAUGUGCAAACUCCAAUUCAACAAGGACGUCGGAAAGUCCAUCCUAGAAAGCUAUUCACGAGUACUGGAAAGCCUUGCCUCUAACAUUGUAGCUCGCAUCGACGAUCUGCUUUACGUAGAUGACUUGAGUAGGCAUACGGAUCAGUUCUCCUCAAUUGUUCACAACAAAGUUAUCACUUCGUCGCACUCGGUGCCUGUCUCAGGCACUCCAUUUGAAACUGCUUACGCUACCCCGAGCUACUCUCCCGCGCUGGGAAUCAGUCCGAUAAAAGGAGAGAAGGCACUUUUGCUCAAUAGGAAACUGAGUAGUCGCAGUUUUGGAGUGAAGAAAGUUUUGACAGAAUAUCUGGGUGUCGAGGUGAAGGGAAAGAACAGCAACAAUACUAACACAGCUGAGGUAUCAUCGCUAACUUUAGGGUUUGGAGCUUCUUACUGAGUGAUGUGUUGUUGCAAUCCAUAGUGAAGCGAGAUGUUAGAAAGAUAGGAUUUGUGCUUCAUGUGUUGCUUGAAACUAUUGUUGUUAUGAUUGCUGGUCAAUGUAUUAUUAGACCUCAACAAGUAUAAGGUUCCUUUUCUUUGAGAAUA